UUCUGCCUGCGGCUCAAAGUUUGAGGACGCCAAUGCACCCCGGGCGCUUAUUUUUUUAAAACGUAAUAUCCCCUCCCCUUGCCAUUCUGACUUAUUAACAUAGCAUUUUAUAUUUGUAAUCUACAACUCGUCGCUCCUCCCGAUAGUCGACAUACUUCCAUGCAAGAGACGCAUCAAACAGAGGGGAUAAGCCGUUGACGUCAUUAUUCUUUUUGGUAAUUUUUUUUUUUGUGCUGGAGGAUUAGCUAAUUUAAUCAUUCAGUGGCUGGUGGACAUAUUUUUUAAAAAGCUGUAGAUCUGUAAAACUUCUGCAAUGAUGCCAGUGUUGUUCCACCUGCUGCUGCUGGAGUCCAUCUUGAUGUGCAGCAUGGCUAGAGGUCCCCCCAGAGUGUCAGAGCACGUGUCCCACCGGCAGAGCGUUCGCCUAGGCCGCACGGUCAAGCUGCCGUGCCCCGUGGAAGGCGACCCGCCACCGCUCAUCAUGUGGACCAAAGGCGGCCGCAACAUUCACAGCGGCUGGACGCGAUUCCGGGCGCUGCAGCACGCUCUGCGCAUCAAAGAGGUGGAGGCGGACGACGGCGGCGCCUACGUCUGCAAGGCCACCAACGGAUUCGGCAGCGUCAGCGUCAACUACACGCUCAUCAUCAUCGAUGAUUCCCAAGCCGGAGCAGCCAACUCGGACCAUGUCUCGGAGCUGGCCGGGAAGCUGGUGCGCCCUCGCUUCACUCAGCCAGCCAAGAUGAGGAAGCGCGUCAUCGCCCGGCCAGUGGGCAGUUCCGUGCGCCUCAAAUGCACGGCCAGCGGCAACCCUCGGCCCGACAUUGUGUGGCUAAAGGACGGUCGGCCGCUGGCCCACGGCAAUGACGAAAAUGGCGGCGCGGAGGAGGACAGGAAGAAGAAGUGGACUCUGAGUCUCAAAAGCCUGACGCCGGAGCACAGCGGCAAGUACACGUGUCACGUGUCCAACCGAGCGGGACACAUCAACGCAACCUACAAAGUGGAAGUCAUACAACGCACCAACUCCAAGCCAAUCCUGACAGGCACUCACCCAGUCAACACGACGGUGGACUACGGUGGCAGCACGUCCUUCCAGUGCAAAGUGCGCAGCGAUGUCAAGCCUGUCAUCCAGUGGCUUAAGCGGGUGGAGGCCGGUGACGAGAGCAAGUUCAACUCCACACUCGAGGUGGGGGACCACCGCUAUGUGGUCCUUCCCACGGGGGACGUUUGGUCGCGGCCCGACGGCUCGUACCUCAACAAGCUUCUGAUCACUCGUGCUAAGAAGGAAGACGCUGGCAUGUAUAUCUGCCUGGGCGCUAACACCAUGGGCUACAGCUUCAGGAGCGCCUACCUUAUUGUGCUGCCAGAUGUGAAGCCCCAAAACAACUUAGUCUUGACAGCUGCCUCACCCAGCCUGCCUUGGCCCGUCAUCAUCGGGAUACCGGCGGGCGUGGCCUUUGUCCUGGGUACUGCCCUCCUCUGGUUCUGCCAGUCCAAACGCACCUGCCCGUCAUCAUCCUCCUCUUCGUCUUCCUCGCAAGCCUCCUCUGCCCUCCCCGUCUCGCAACGGCUCCCGGUGGCGGGCCGCGAGCGCGCGUCCCCCGGCGCCGACAAGGAUGGCCUGUCCUACGAGGACUACGUGGCCCACCAGAACCAGAACCAGCCGCUGACCUCCUCCAAGAUCUACCCCAAAAUCUACACACACGACAUCCACACACACACGCACUCGCACGUGGACGGUAAAGUGCACCAACACCAGCACAUUCACUACCAGUGUUAGCAACAAAGGGACAAAUGACAGCCAUGACACUUUAGUGCAUUUUGGAACACAAUGAAGAAUGUAAAGAGAGAUUUUUUUUUUUAAACAAUCAAAAGUCCCUCAGAGUAUUUUUUUAAGCUAACUAUUGAGGAAUAAACAGGCCCUCGUGUUCUGCCAUUCAAAAUAAAUUGUGUCUCCUGUACAUAGUCAGAUACGAUUAUAUAGCAUUUAGCAUGCUUCUUCACCCCCCGGGGUUUUUGUAUAAAAUGUACGGUAAUAAUGUGAGUGUAAUGUUGUAGUUUCAUGUCAGUGUAGUUCAAGAAACACACUAACCCGAUUCGCGUCUCUGGGAGUAGGAGAAGGCGAGAAAAAAAAAGGCUGCUCAACACUGCAAAGCACUCUGUAAAUAUUUCAUGAAAUAGACCAUCACAGUCACCAUUAUGUGCAAUUAUUUUAAAAUACAGCCCACAAAGCCAGUUUCAGUAGGCAUCGUGAAAUUUGGUCGAUCGUGAGUAGACCCACAAAAAGUCAUGUCUAAAAAGAGACAGGAAGGACUGCAGGUAGACAAGUUUGAUGACUCACUUUCACUAUAGAAUGCUGGGUUGGAUUUUUUAUUUUAUUUUUUUUUUAGUUGGCUCCCUAAUCCAGUUUCUUUAGAUUUUUUGAAAACUCGCCACUGGCUUAAAUUAGCACUCUUUAUCAAGACGUUUUUUUUGUGGAGCUCAUCUUGAGUGUCCCUAAUGUUUUGACCACGGAAUGCCUGCAUUCACAUUGGACAUCACACUGCAUCUCAAGUUUAUACCAGUUAAAAUCUGUGAAGCUAUUUCGACAAUUACAAUACGUUGUUAUUUUUGCCUGUGCUGUGUUGAAAGCUAACAGACUGCCGUCACUACAAACUAAUAUGUCUUAGCGCUGGUAUGCAUGUACAUGAGAAAAAACAAUUUUUUAAAGUCGUCGAAUUCGUGACUAAAAAGAAAAAAUUAAAAAUGUUUCAAGAUUGGGAGAAAACUGCAUUUCUAAUUUAUUUUCUUUGGGGCAUUAUACUGCAUAAAUGUGCAUAUAUAUAUAUAUAUAUAUAUAUAUAUGCGCACAAUGGUGUCAUUGUAAAAUAAUGUUAUUUAUACCUGUUGGCAGAUAUAUGUUAUGUAAACUCGUAUGGACAAUCUUGUACAGUUGCUCUUUUAUUGCAUAUAAAUUGUUGCCAUUACAAAAUGUAAUCUGUUGCAUUCUUGAUUUGAGUGUUAAAUGUGGACUACAAUCCGAA
Molecule: messenger RNA, 3020 nt
Organism: Hippocampus comes (tiger tail seahorse)
Lineage: Eukaryota; Metazoa; Chordata; Actinopteri; Syngnathiformes; Syngnathidae
Gene: fgfrl1a
Product: fibroblast growth factor receptor like 1a
Exons: 8
Coding region: 314-1777 (487 amino acids)
Cellular component (GO): plasma membrane
Molecular function (GO): fibroblast growth factor receptor activity; fibroblast growth factor binding
Source: RefSeq, a predicted model, not a curated record